AUGACCCCACAACUUCCAGAAGAAGAUGUAAGGCUGGUGGACGUUCAGCAAGGCAGAAGCAUAAUUGAAAUAGUUGCCCCGCACACUGUCUACUUUCAUUUGCCCCCGCUGGAUGGACAGCAGAAAUGUGUUUAUGGAGUUUCUUGCUACAGACAGAUGGAGGCUAAGGCACUGAAAGUACGUGAAGCAGAUAUCACAAGAGAGACUGUUCAGAAGAGUGUUUGUGUUCUCAGUCGAUUGCCGCUGUUUGGUCUGAUACAGGCUAAACUUCAGCUAAUAACUCAUGCUUACUUUGAAGAAAAAGAUUUCUCUCAGAUCUCCAUCCUAAAGGAGCUCUAUGAUCAUAUGAACAGAUCUUUAAGCUGUACAGCGCUAGAGGGUUCUCAGAUUUAUUUGGGUAUGUCUGCCAGAGAUUUGAUUCUGCACUUUAAACACAAGGUUCUGAUUCUAUUUAAACUGAUUCUGCUGGAAAAGAAGAUCCUAUUUUAUGUGAAUCCGGUGAAGAGAUUGGUUGAAACUCUGAUGACCGUCCUGUCAUUGUUUCCAGGUAUAAUAGAGCAUGGCCUGGCAGAUUCCUCUCACUAUCAGCCCCGGAGGAGCGUCUCAGAGGACUUCAGUUCACCAGAAAUCAUAUCUGUAGAUGAAGAAUCACUCUCUAUAUCUGCUACAGAUAUUGCUGACAUAUCAAAAGACCUUGAGGGCACAUAUGAUGCCAGUGACCAGCCCGAUCAGUCAAAGCCUUGUAACACUACUGUGGACACACACUACCUUCAGCCUCAUCCAGGAAGCUUGCUGGACUCAGAGUGUGAAUGGGAGACGCUGGAGCCUCAUGUGAUGGAUGAGACGGAAGGGAAAGUAGACAUAGCUCAUUCAAAUAAGUUUGACACAGAUUCAGGGCUGCCAAUAACAGUACAGCCACAGUCGGCCACAGGACAGGGAACGUUGACCUCGGGCCUGGUAUCUGGGCUGCAAGAGGACCAGUAUGGAUUACCACUCGCUAUCUUUACAAAGGGUUACCUGUGCAUGCCAUACAUGGCACUCCAACAGCACCACCUGCUGUCAGACAUAAGUAUUCGAGGUUUUGUUGCCGGAGCGACCAACAUCCUCUUCCGUCAGCAGCGGCACCUGAGUGAUGCCAUUGUGGAUGUGGAUGAAGCUCGUAUUCAGAUCCAUGACCCAGAGUUGCGCAAAAUGCUGUAUUUAAGCACAGCUGAUCUACGCUUUGCUGAUUAUCUGGUAAAACAUGUCACUGAAAACAAAGAGGAUGUAUUUCUGGAUGGGACGGGCUGGGAGGGUGGAGACGAGUGGAUACGGGCACAGUUUGGCCUAUAUGUCCACUCACUGUUAUCUUCUGCUCUACAACAAGAUCAUGAGCGUCUGUUGGCAGAUUAUGGAACUGCGUUCACGUCCGCUUGGAAAAUCACACACAACUACAGAGUGUGGAUCAGCAACAAGUAUCCAGCCAUGGCCAAUAUUGCACCAGGCCAUCCAUUCCAGGGUCAGUACAGUGUGGCCGAUGUGAAGAUCCGCUUGUCACACUCAAUGCAGAACAGCGAACGUGGAAAGAAGAUCGGGAACGCUGUGAUGUCGACGAGCCGAAGUGUUGUGCAGACAGGAAAGGCUGUCGGUCAGUCAGUAGGUGGAGCUUUGACCGUCGCUAAAUCAGCAAUGUCAUCCUGGUUCUCCAUGCUGGCUCAGCCGACUGCAGCAGUCAGUGCAUCUCCACAGUCUGCAGAUUGACAUCUGCUGUACUAAAUAAUGAAGACAAUAUGCAGAUAUUGCACACAUCUCUGUUGUUGAAAGUGAAUAAUGUUAUAGAGCAAGAGAAUGAAAAAACUGUAAAAUAAAAAGAGGUUUAGAACAUCUUGAUUUUAGAUUUAGUACUUGUAGUAGUUUCAUGGUAACAAAUACUGGAAUAAUGAAAGCAUUUUUUUUUU
Labeo rohita (rohu) is the source of this 1937-nucleotide messenger RNA. RefSeq names its product AVL9 homolog (S. cerevisiase) (gene avl9). The coding region runs from base 1 to 1740 and encodes 579 amino acids. The transcript has 15 exons. Lineage: Eukaryota; Metazoa; Chordata; Actinopteri; Cypriniformes; Cyprinidae. The record is from RefSeq and is a predicted model, not a curated record. Gene Ontology annotation, cellular component: cytoplasm.